Strongylus vulgaris is the source of this 420-nucleotide messenger RNA. NCBI's taxonomy places the organism in Eukaryota, Metazoa, Nematoda, Chromadorea, Rhabditida, Strongylidae. The record is from the annotation of a GenBank genome assembly.
AUGAUUGUUGUUUAUUUCAGAUCUCUCGUUGCAAAGGGACAAGCUGCGGAUAAGCUAGGAGGCAACGCGCCUAAGGCUGCGAACAUGUACAAAAUGAAAUAUGAUUGCGAAAUAGAGAAGAUUGCUGCAAGACAUGCAGCUAAGUGCGUUUUCGCACAUUCCACAAACGCUGAAAGGGAGAACAAUGGUGAAAAUCUUUACAUGAGAAUGCCACCCACUGAUGAUGUAACAAAAAUGGCCGGAAACGCCGCUGACGCAUGGUUUGCGGAAUUGGAGAAAUACGGCGUAGGACAGGAGAACGUGUUCACUAUGGCGCUGGCUAAUCGUCAAGGAAUGAUGAUCGGACAUUAUACUCAGGUAUCCUCAUAUAAUUUCAUUAAAGGCCACAUUCUCAAAAUGUUGAAAUUACAUAGCUUUUAA